UAUAAGAUGUCAAAAUAGUUCUGUUUUGUCAGGUCUUGUAUUAUAUUGUCUUUUGUUGUUGCUUAAAUUAGUUAUUUAUUUUACAAAUUAAAAUUUAAAGUAUCUAAAUGAAAUAGUUUGUGAUCAAAGUUAUGUCCUCUAUUUAUUUAGGAGUAUUGAAAUUGUGUCGUGCAGGGGUAAAUUACAGUACUCUUCGCCGUAGAAUUCGGUCACAGAUAGACAUGGCGUUGAAAAGUCGAGAAAAUCCUGUAGUAACCAAGUUAAAUUCAUCCGAGUUUAACAGCAUAUUUACUGAAGAAGUUUUGGAUUUAAAGAAACUAUUUGACAAAUAUCAGUAUGAAAUAAGAGUGGCUGGAGGAGCUGUGAGAGAUUUAUUAAUGGGCCAGAAGCCAACUGAUCUUGAUUUUGCAACAACAGCUACUCCACAACAAAUGAAGGAAAUGUUUACAAUCGAAAAUGUAAGAAUGAUUAAUAUGAAUGGUGAAAAGCAUGGUACCAUUACACCAAGAAUCAACGACAAAGAAAAUUUUGAGGUUACCACAUUAAGAAUUGAUAUGGUGACAGAUGGCCGACAUGCAGAAGUAGAGUUUACCACUGAUUGGAAACUAGAUGCUAAUAGAAGAGAUCUCACAAUUAACUCCAUGUUUUUAGGUUUUGAUGGUUCUGUUUAUGAUUACUUUUUUGGAUAUGAAGACUUACAAAAGAGAAGGGUGGCUUUUGUUGGAGAUCCUGAUGUUAGAAUAAAGGAAGAUUAUCUGAGGAUAAUGCGAUAUUUUCGUUUCUAUGGAAAAAUAGCAGAAUCUCCAGAUAAACAUGAAGAGAAAACAUUGCAAGUACUUUCCAAUAAUGUCGAAGGCUUGCAAUGUAUAUCGGGGGAAAGAAUUUGGGUUGAGCUAAAGAAAACAUUGCAAGGAAAAUUUGCUGGAGACUUAUUAAAAACGAUGAUUGGAGUUGGUGUUGCAAAAUAUAUAGGUUUGCCAGAAAAUCCAAAUUUAGAAGAACUAGACAAGGUUCUGAAAAGAGCAGAACAUAUGAAAUUACAUCCAAUGAGCUACGUAGCUGCUUUGUUGCGGAAUGUAGAUGAGGUGACAGUACUUCACAGCCGACUUAAGUUCUCAAGUUAUGACAGGGAUUUGACUUAUUUUUUGGUGGUACACAGGGAAGAUAAAGUAUCAACAAGGCCACUAUUACCUUAUGAAAAAUUGGUGUUAAAUUCGAAAAUUAAGCAGAAAGACUCUUAUGAGUAUGUACGGGAAGUGUUAAAAUAUAGAGGAGAGGAAUCACUUUUGGAGCAAUUUAAUAAAUGGGAGAUACCUCGUUUUCCAAUCAAUGGUAAAAUCCUCAAGGUAAAUAAUGUGGCACCUGGAAAGAAUUACAGCACUAUUCUUAGCAGGCUUAAGGAUAUUUGGAUAGAGAAUGAAUAUAAGCAAUCAGUAGAAGACUUGGUUAAAUUUAUUCCUGAUAUUAUAAAAGAGUAUGAUAAAAAAAAGUAAACUAAUAAAAAUUU
Molecule: messenger RNA, 1507 nt
Organism: Galleria mellonella (greater wax moth)
Lineage: Eukaryota; Metazoa; Arthropoda; Insecta; Lepidoptera; Pyralidae
Product: CCA tRNA nucleotidyltransferase 1, mitochondrial
Exons: 6
Coding region: 132-1493 (453 amino acids)
Biological process (GO): RNA processing
Molecular function (GO): RNA binding; nucleotidyltransferase activity
Source: RefSeq, a predicted model, not a curated record